ACGGGGACCCCUCAGCCAAUGCGAAGAGAGUUGCUAUGCUUAGCGCUUUUGCUGACAGCUUCUGUUUGUGCUCCAGUAAUCAGCCUCAGUGGUGAUCGGUUGAUGGCUUUUUCUGCAGGGAGAAUGAGCCCCCGUUCUUUUAUCAUAAAGGACUGCGUUCUCGUUGUGAACAUGGAUGGCGCUCGCGAGUAAUAUGUCCUUGAAGUUCUUUUGUAAUUUUUUCUCCAUUUGAUUCGCUCUGGCUGAGUCUCGGCAUGCAAUUUUUAACGGUGCAAUUAUUACUUCACCAACGAGGAAAAAUGGAAUGAGUUUUUGCUGGUGAUUCAUAAUGUCAUGCUUCUAAUCGGACAAUAUCGUUCUUCUAGGCCCCACUGUUUUUGUUUAUAUUGCAUUUAUGAUAUGUCAUCGUAAUCGAAUCGUUCCAAAGCAGCGAGGCUUUUAGAUAUCUUUGCCCUGACCUACUAUGCACUCUACUGUCCCUAGACUUCUAUGUUCUCCUUUGGGACAUUUGAUAAAACUCUGUCCAUUGUACACAAAGCACAUAAUUAUGUAACCAUAUAUUUUUAAUGCAUCCCAGUGGAACCUUUUUUGAUUAGAUUGUACUUUUUUAUAUUUAUGGAAAGUGCUCUUUUGAAACUUACAGUUGCAAUUUUAAGCUGGUUAACCACAAUGCCACUGAACAAUGAACGCCCAACCUCCACAUCUACGACAAAGAGUGAGGACCAGUGCAGUGACACGGAGUCCUCCGAUCGGUGUGACAGCAUGACAUCGAGUGACUUUGAGUGCUCCCGUCAAAGCUUCACCAGUGACUCCUCCAGCAAGCACAGCUCCCCCUCCUCAAGCCCUCCAAAAACCAUAACACUUGAUGAGGUCAUGACCUCUGCCCGGGACCUGUCAAACUUGAGUUUGGCUCAUGAGAUCAUCAUGAAUCCCAACUUCAAGGUAGAGCAACUGGACCUCCCACAGAACAGUUUGGAGAAAAGGGUGAAAGACAUUGUCCACAAGGCAUUCUGGGAUAGGUUGGAGUCGGAACUGAACGAUGACCCUCCGGAAUAUGAACAUGCCAUCAAACUUCUGGAGGAGAUCAGAGAGAUCCUGUUGUCGUUCCUGAAUCCCGGAGCCAACCGCCUACGUACCCAGAUCUCUGAGGUUUUGGACCUGGACCUGAUCCGUCAGCAGGCUGACAACGACGCAGUGGACAUCCAGGGGAUUGCCGAAUACAUCAUCACUGUCAUGGGCAAGCUGUGUGCCCCCGUCAGGGAUCACGAGGUCAAGAGGCUGAAGGAGGCUUCUCCCAACAUUGUAUCAAUGUUUAAGGAGAUUUUCCGAGUCCUGGACCUGAUGAAGAUGGACAUGGUGAAUUUCACUCUUCAGACCUUCAGGCCAGAGUUACAGAGGCAGUCCGUGGAGUACGAGAGAGCCAAGUUCCAAGGCAUCGUGGAGAAGCUUCCCAAUGCCCUGGACCACACCAAAGAUUGGAUCAAAGUGUGUCUGGAGGAGCUCCUGCUCUACGUUCCUGUCAGCGCUGGCAAGAACGUCCGAGCCUUGCCUAGCCCCAUGCUGGUGCUCAACACGGCCUACAUUAAGCUCCUGGCCUGGGACUACCAGAAGCACCCUCUCCCUGAGACUCUGAUGACUGAUGAGCAGCGCCUGAAGGAGCUGCAGAGAGGUCUCCAGCUGAUCCAGAUCGUGGCGGCCAUAUUGCUGAUCGUGCACAGCGCGAUGGGUGGCCCCAUCUCCGGCCUGCCCGCGUUGACCGAGCGACUGAAGAAGAUGACCAGCGUGCUGCUGGAGGGCAUGCACAGCCAGAACUUUAACAUGCCAGAAGCUCUGGAGGGUGUGAGUGCUCAGAUCUGCUCUGAGCUGAACAAGUCCCUCACAGAGCGGGACUACCCCGCCCUUCCACCUGAGCUGCAGGCCACCCUGAGGGGACAGAUCUGCAGCGUCACCCAGGAGGACAACCCUGUCAGCAGCCUCAUCGAGGAGAGAGUUCAGCUCUAUUUCAAGAGCUUCCUGGCCAUGCCCAGUUCCCAUUUGACUGCACCCCCUACACCUGGUGGCCUCGCCAUGAUCCAGCCCGAGCUGGCUGCCCUGGCAGCCAGCUUCGUCAGCAUGGUCAACUUCAACAAGCAGGUGUACAUGCCCUUCUACGUGGGCAUCCUGAAGAGUCUGCUCUUCAGCGUCGAACCCCAGAGCUCGCCCAGGGAGGCACCCGCUGCCCAGGUCAACCCCCAGUAAACUCUGUGGGGAAAUAUCAGGCUCACUUCCAGCGUGCGCCUGCCCGUACUGUCAAUGGCAUUCUGAGUUUGAGUGCAGCCUUUAUUGUGUUUGGCAGAACCUAGAGCUGAACGUCAGCGCACUGUAGUAGGAUUGCAAUGCAUUCUGAAUGCUGCAUAAAAAAAUACGUCUGACUCGGUGCUUUUAAAAAAAAAAAAAAAAAAAAAAAAAACAGGGAGUCAAAAAGAACCUUGUGGCUCAUUCCAAAAUGUGCUCUGUUUGCCUGUAACAAUGACCGUUAUGUAGAUUCCUUAACGUGUUUAUUAAAUAAAAUCAUUUUCAGACUGCACCCAUGACUUACUAAUCAUGCAUAAUGAAUUAUCUAUUUUUGUGCAAUUUGCAGCUUGAUUGUGUAAUGUCAAAAUGGUUUUAAUAGUGAAUUCUCCUGUUGUUUUGGAGAAUAUUAACUGAAGAUGUAAAUGCACAUUCACAAAUUACUAUGAUUGCUUAGAGAUAUAUAUAUUAAUAUUUCCUAAAGGGAAAAGCUAUAUUUAUAGGCAUGUACCCUGUUUUAUAAAACAAGAUUUUUAGAUUGAUUAUAUGUUUUAGUUUGGAGUCAUUAUUGUUACAAACUGGAGUGAGAAAAUUUUAAAAAAUGUAUUGUCAUUUACUUGUGUGUUUGUGUGCCACUGUUUAAUACCAACAUAACUAUUUGUACGGUCCUGAUUUUUUUUCAUAUAUUUAACUCAAUCUCCGUGAAAAAAAGAUCAGUUAGUAGCUGAUUUGAAACAACUUAGUGACUGAGCUACAAUCUUUGUGAAAGACAGGUCUGUAAAGUUGAAGUGGGAAUUGAUAAAUUAACCAGGUUUGGUGGUUUGAAUCGGGAAUUUUUAGAAAAGAUAUUUUGGUUAAAGGUGGUUAUGAUAUAAUCAACUAGCAUGUCUGCCGGCCAGUGAGAAGUUUGACUAUUGAGGGAAAUUAUAAGAAUGGAAUUAUUUCAGUGAGUGCGUUUUCCUAAAGCAUUUCUUACAAUAUUUAAGUGUCAUGUGACAAAUGUUUAAAUGUGCAGUGGAACUGUUAUGUUCAUUUACUGUCCGUUUCCUCUUUGUGUUGCAAAUGUCGUAUGCCGUGUCCAAAUUAAUGUUGAGGGUUUUGUAGGUGUGAUAUUUUUUUUGUUUAGUAUCAUGCGAAAAGUAGCCUAUACUUUAAAACGUUUUCUAAAGCCGUAUUGUACUAAUCAAUAUUGCACAGAAACGUUUACAUUUGAUUAACAAGUGGUCCUGAUGACAGAGGAUCGCUUACAUUUAAAAUGUCUACAAUUUCCUUAUGUAAUGUACAAUGUUGCCAUUGUUGAAAUAAACUUGAAGCAUCCAA
Anguilla rostrata (American eel) is the source of this 3591-nucleotide messenger RNA. RefSeq names its product t-complex 11, testis-specific-like 2 (gene tcp11l2). The transcript has 10 exons. Bases 616 to 2238 code for a protein of 540 amino acids. Gene Ontology annotation, biological process: signal transduction. The record is from RefSeq and is a predicted model, not a curated record. NCBI's taxonomy places the organism in Eukaryota, Metazoa, Chordata, Actinopteri, Anguilliformes, Anguillidae.